AUGUUUUUUGGUUGCUUAAUUUAUUUGCCAAGUAGCGACGCCCUCCCCAUGCUCAAAGCCUCUUUAGAGCAGCUCAGGAACGAUCAGAAGAUGACCCAGAGCCUCAUAUCGCAUUAUCGUGCACAACACAUGGCUCAGAUAUGUCUCUGUCUUAAGAAGGCUCUCGACGCUCCUGCUUCCGAGGCUGUCGAUCAACUCAAAAGAGCCAUAGCAUCCUUCGGCCGAAUAAACGAGUCAGGCGCCUAUUUUGAAGAGAUUCGGCAGCUGCAAUCUGGAGUACAGACAAUCAUUAAUCGUGAAAAGCUCAUUAGGCAGUACAAUGAGGAACGGCUUGAAGUGUGUAUAAAGGCUGCAGCCCGAAAAAUGCGCUCCUGCGCUGUCUUUCCCGAUGCUGAAACAGGCAGAAAACACCCAAGCCAAAUGAGCGGCUUUAGUAGUGACGGGGCUCAUCAGCAGCUGUAUAUGAAUCUACUGACUAUUCCAGACUACUUAGAUGCUGUUAAUCUGCUUGCUGUCUGUAGAAAGAUCUAUGUGUUGGAUAGUUGUGUUUUCAGCGCUUUUUACACUGCCAUUUCAACGGCUCUCCUAUUACAGGACUCCUCCCUUGUACACUUAUUAGGUAGAGACUACCGCACUUGUAUUCGUAUCCUCUACUAUCAUGCUCUGUUUGAAGAGGCGGGAACUACCCUUGACUUCGCAGGAUUGGGUACCAAGCUUUGUGAGUACAUUCAGGAACUGUGCCUCACAACACCCCAGCUCCUCACCAAGCUCAGCGUAGUGACUGCAGAUGCCAUAGCACAGGCGCUCAACUUCCAGGCUUUCGGGGCUGCCUUUUCUUCUGUGAUUACCACUAACAUUCUGGACGAACUUCGCGAUACUGUAUACACCUUAGAAGGGAGUAUUAAGCGCAUCACAGCCACCACAGCUUCUGUGCAGGAUUGCUUACAAUCCCGACACAUUCUAGAGAAGAUUACCAUGCAAGAUAAGACAGUGUGCAUUGACGCUCACCCCAGCUACAUCUCAGACAGCCAGGAUCGUUUGCUGGUUGCUCAAAGUAUCGUUAACCGUCUAGCGUUCUCGCCUUCCUUUUUAGCCGUAACCAAAGACAUUGAUGCUGGUAGUGUUUCUGGAUCUUUGGCAAUGGAGUUGACAACCGCUCAACUAGCUGUAGUUCAAAGGUCUAUUUUUGCUCUUUUUGGAGUGUCAGGAACAGUUGAGCUUUCUUUGCAGUACGACAGUAUGCUUGCGUACGGAACACGCUCAUUUUAUGCCCCUGCGCUGAUGCGGCUGUACUCCAUUAUCUUAGAGUAUUCAGUUGCUCUUGCGCGUCUUGAAAGCAUCUAUAAGCACCACGGCGUAUCAUGGCAGCCGGACUUGGCCAAGGCAUUAUUUCUUGAUGGCCUUUCUCGCAUGCUGUCCUCAUUUGGGUAUGUGGAUUGCUCUCUAGUGGUAACCAUUGACGAAGACCUCUGCACCAGAGGUGAAAAUUCUGAUGCCAUAAGGGCUCUGCGUGCAUUCAAUACAGAACUGAGCUUAGAUGUUAAGAAGCCUCUUGCAGCAGCGUGCCUCCAGGCCAGUCGCUAUGGACUCCUCACCUAUGCGUCUCUUCUAUUAGGAUAUCCUCCUUCAACGGAGCAUACGUUAUCUCUAGAGACCUCAGUCAUCUGUGCCUAUAAAACCGCGAUUGAACGACUCUGCCGAUGCUGUCUUUCAACGAUUCUUGGAGGAAGCGUUCAGCCCAGCGAAUCUCUUAUAAAUAAGUCUGCCCAUCUUCUUUCAUUUGCCGCGGAACUACUGAUCACAACAUUUGUAGGCUGUCCCCUGUUGGAGCAGUAUCUGAAGACACCACACGGACUGUGCAUAUCCUUAAUCGCACUAGUAAGUCAAGCUGUCGUUACAGCUCUCAUCACAACCAGUGAUCUUCGCCGCCCUCAAAGAUCAACGGCCUGCAGCUUUCUCAGCUCGCUUUCCAGGUUCAUGUUACACCUUGGCAGCACUGGGCCUAGAUCGUUGGUAUACUCCUGUCUUGGCGAUAGAAGAUAUGACUCCAGCAUGUACGUAUCUGCUGUGCCGUCAUCAUCGGAGCACGAAGAGAUGUGUGUGGCGUAUGAAACAUAUGGUGACACAUAUUACCUUCAGACGUGUAUCCCGCUAAUUGUCUUAGGUAUAGCAGUAAAGCGCCAAAGGGCACUCGCAGCAUUCUACAGCACUAAGGGGAUUGAUUCACUCACUGAGCUAAUAAAGGUCGAACAACAGGGCAAGGAUGCACAUAGAUUAUUCAUGCCCGGGGACCUGUCGGCCAUCAUCAGAACGUCUUUAGAAGAUGACAAUGAGGCUUCUGAGGCGGCAACUCAGGAGCUUAUCUCAUUCAUCAAGUCCGGGGCAUUUAUAUGGAGUGCAUAG
Giardia duodenalis is the source of this 2403-nucleotide messenger RNA. RefSeq lists its product as uncharacterized. The transcript has a single exon. NCBI's taxonomy places the organism in Eukaryota, Fornicata, Diplomonadida, Hexamitidae. The record is from RefSeq and is a predicted model, not a curated record. Bases 1 to 2403 code for a protein of 800 amino acids.